Cryptosporidium muris RN66 is the source of this 1218-nucleotide messenger RNA. RefSeq lists its product as uncharacterized. Bases 1 to 1218 code for a protein of 405 amino acids. The record is from RefSeq and is a predicted model, not a curated record. The transcript has a single exon. NCBI's taxonomy places the organism in Eukaryota, Apicomplexa, Conoidasida, Eucoccidiorida, Cryptosporidiidae.
AUGGAAGAUUCAGAAACUACUAUUGUUGAAUUUAUAUCAACUAUUGCUUCAGUAAUAAAGUAUGCAAAAGAAGAAGAUUUUUAUAAAGAUGAACGUUCUACUAAAGAACUAGGAAAUGCUCAGUUUUUUAAAAAUUUAAUAAGAUUAGUACAAAGAUGUUGCAAACUUAACCAAUUAUUUUCAAUAAGUAAUGAUGUACAACAAUAUAGUGAUAUAAUGAAUUCUAUACCUAAUAUUCACGAAAUAAGAAGUAUAUUAACUAAUAAUUAUCAUGAUGAAGAUGAUUUAGAAAUAUUAAUAAAUUUUUUUAAAUCAAUUAUUAAAUUAUGUGAUUCUAAUAAUAUAGUCUUUUUACUUGAAUCAGGAAAUGACAAAAUAACUAAUAAUACCAUUGAUUCACCAGAAAUAUACCUAAAUCCAAUAACAAAUAGACAACAUCCAAGAAAUAUGUCAAUUUUUCCUAAUUAUUUAAUAAGAAUAUUUAAUAAUGUUAGGAGUUGUUUAUCAAAUCCAAAUAUUCGUUAUAUUAUAUUUUUUAUAUCUAAAUAUGCUAUUGAUACACUGGUCAAUACAAAUUGGGAAUGUUUUAAUAUUUCUUCUUGGCUUUCUAGACCAGUAUUGGCUAAUUUUUUAAUGAUGAUUUCUUGUGAUCAUGAAGAAACUAUAAAUGAAGAGACUUUAUUAUCUUCACACUUUUCUAAUAUAUGUCCAAAUUGUUAUGCAAAAGGAAUUGUAAUUAAUGUAAUUCUUCAAAAGAUUUUAUCUGAGACUUUGGUUUUAUAUAAAGAUUAUAUGCAACCUAUUAAUAUUUCUUUUUGGCAAAAAAUUGAUAAUAUAGUUCUAUGCUUUGGAAUUAUUACACGACUUAUUAAUAUGUACCAUCCUCAAUGUUAUUUAUAUCAAUUAAAUAAAGCUGAAGAUCAAAUUUUUUAUAAUUGGUGGAUAACAAAAACUAAUUUAGGUAAACAUUUAUUUAACACAGAUAGAAUAUAUGAUAAUCAAUAUACAAAUGUAAUAAAUAUGAUCAAGAUUUUUUAUAAUCAAAUAGAUUCAGCUCAUAUAAAAUUGAAGAAAUCUACAAAUAAAAACCAAUUUAUGAAUAAUUUUUCAACUAUCCAAUCUAGUUAUGGUGAAUUUUCAGGAGAUGCACUUUUUGGAAGGGUUAAAAUUGAUCUUCCAAUAUCAAUAUUAUCUGCAUUAAAUCAUUCAAAUAAAUAA